GGACAAUGCGUGCAGAGAGAGCAGAAGCGUGAAACGAAGGAAGAGAACGCAAUCGAGCAAUUGCAUUGCGAACAUUGGCCUCAUGCGCUGGACUGAGUCAGCGAGCGCCCAUGGUCGAUUGAUUGGAAACGCGACGCUGAGAGAACUGUAGGCCGGGCUCGUGAUCAUGGCGGAGGUGAGUUCUUCCGACCAGGACGAGCGCCUCGGAAGAAGCCGCAUUCGUGACGAUAAGGAGCAUCGGAGGAGUAAAAAGAGGCGAAGAAAGCACAGCUCGGCAUCCCCGUCUGAUUCGUCAUCUUCCGACUCGGGUUCUUCUUCCUCCGAUGAGAGCAGUGAUGAGGAGCGUCGUAGAAGAGAUAGAAAGAGAAGGAAGGAAAAGAAGAAGAAGACUCAUGAUAAAUCCGACAAAGAGAAGUCCAGGGAAGAGAGGCACAAGGACAAGAAGAAGAGAAAGAAGAAGCGUCACAGAAGCGACGACAGUGACGACAGCUAUGACAGUGACGCAGAAAAAAAGCGUAGAUUGUUGAAGGAAGCGAAGAAGCUAUUAAGGAAACACAAGUUGGAACAAAAGUCUAAUGGAGACAAUGGAUCUAUGGAGGCAAAAUCUUCAAGUGGAAAGGUAGUGAAGGUACCAGACGAGGACAAAAUUUCAGAGGACCACUACUUUGUGAAAAGCAAUGAGUUUGCAACAUGGUUGAGGGAGGAACAGCGAAUCUUUUUCUCCGAUCUUUCAUCAGAGGAGACACAUAAGCGUUUUCUCAAAUUUGUGGAUGUCUGGAAUGCGGGCAAGUUGAGCCACAAGUAUUACGAGGGCAUCAAACAAGCUCCACGUACGAACCACAACUGGGCAAUAAAGAGAGGUCCGGAGGAUUCAGUUAACUUAGACGAGGAGGAACAGUAUGCUGUAGCGAAGAAGAAAGAUAGGCUGGAUAGGAAGAAGUUUCAAAAGGACCAUGAAGCCCUUUUGGAUGAUAUUCUACCAAAGGCCACAGGUCGAGAAAGACAAAUGGAGAUGAAGGCAAUUAGACGUGAACAAGCCCGUGCCCGUGAGGACAGUCCUGAACUGAUGAAAGAAAAAGAUGUAAUGGGAGGUGGUGAAGAUUUUCAAUCAAGGUUGGCCAGAGAAAAGGCUAGGAGGGAGAAGAGACAAUAUGAAAAGGCUGCAGUCUACAGUGAAAAGCGAUCCGCUUUUGAGGAAAAGGAAGCUGCAGCCAUGGAUCAGCUGCGAGCAUUGGUCAAUGUCGCAGGAGGCAAGAUAACAAUUGCUAAGCGAGAGAGCAACCAUUGAGUAGCAGCGUGGUUUUUUGUGUAGAUACGUGUUGGUGGAAUAUUAGAACAAAUGGAAAUCAUUUGAUUCAGGUCUUGCAUCAAAGCUGGUGAACCUGGAAAGGCUGCUAUUUUGCUUUCAAGUCAAGUAAAUGAAAAGAGUUGAGCCCUUGCUACAAGCAAGAGCUUCUCUAAGCUCCCGUGUAUACAGAAGAUGAGUCCUGUUGCAGACAUCAAGUUAUACAGGAAAGCUGCAGCCUGAGACCACGGUUACAUGUCUUUAGUACCCACGAUCACAGGGUAGUACAUUUUCACCUAAAUUUCCUCCGUUCUAUAAUAUACGAAAGUUCUACCCUGACUCGCGGAGUCAAUAUCUAGAUUUCAUGUCUUCACCGAUAGAAGAUUAAGAGCAGAUGAUGCGCCCCCUUCCUUGAAAUUUAUCAUUGAUCAGCAACUCAUCUACUUCAGUGGAACUGGGCACGAAAAUUUUGCAAGUUGAACAUCGUUCAUCUGGGACCUUGAAACAAAGCUUUUAUACAUAGCCAAGUAGCUUUUAUGAGCUCCGUCUCUGGAUUGUUUACUCUGUAAUCAGACCUGGAAUCCAGGUUUUCAUUCGGCAGCGAGACUUUCUUAUUCAACCGGAGGGAUGUACGCACCGAUGCGUUGGUAGAAGAUUUGUACGCGUGAGCAAGCAACAGGAACGUCAAUCUCCUGGGUUGAAGUUCCGGAGUUCUAAAUGUGACUUCCUCUGACUGUCAUAUUCAUGGUUCUGUAGAUUUUUCCAAUUCAAGCUCUUAGCUGUGCAUGAAGGAGUGCUGCGUUGGUUUGAAUUUGUCGUUGGAAUUGCACCUUCAGGAGAUCUUUGAGCAUGACGCUACAUUGUCUGUGAUAGGGCGCUCCACUCCUCAUCUUUAUCUCAUAACUCGAAUCCUGCCGAGUAUUCAUCAGUGUUUUGAGUUGUAAUCAAUUCUAUAUAGUCCUCUGUGAUUAUGCUUCAGAUACUUCAACACAAGUACAGUGAAGACCCCUGUGGCCAGGAUGUCAAGCGAGGUAUGUCAUUGAGGAAUGUAUGUGAGCACCAUGCCACUAAUGGAUUGAUUCUUGACUAUCAUACAGUUCAACUCUCGCCGCAUAUACUCGUGUAGUUCAUAUCACAUUUAAUUUAUCAAUACAUUUUGUUGCCUACAUAACGUCAGUUUCUUGGCAUAUUUCUAUGGUCCUAACACAGCUAGAUAUCACUCUUGGUAAUCGACGUUUCUAAAGGUGAACGUCUAGUAUCUAGACAGCCUGUAGUUUUGACGGUCAAAAUGCUGGCUGAUGUCUUAGCAAGCAAUGCUUGGAGAGAGGCGUUCAUGCCGCUGACCUCUUUUCCUUGAUGUAACCACAAACUAUAGUGAGACCUGUGAUUCAGGAAGAAACAGUACGGAGGACUUAUCAAGAGCUUGUGAAUUUUAAAGCCUUCGCAUGGGCACCUGGUGAUCGUUGUUAUAUUCUGC
Messenger RNA from Marchantia polymorpha subsp. ruderalis, 2762 nucleotides. The record is from the annotation of a GenBank genome assembly. Lineage: Eukaryota; Viridiplantae; Streptophyta; Marchantiopsida; Marchantiales; Marchantiaceae.